Molecule: messenger RNA, 2367 nt
Organism: Colletotrichum truncatum
Lineage: Eukaryota; Fungi; Ascomycota; Sordariomycetes; Glomerellales; Glomerellaceae
Product: C6 transcription factor
Biological process (GO): DNA-templated transcription; regulation of DNA-templated transcription
Cellular component (GO): nucleus
Molecular function (GO): DNA-binding transcription factor activity, RNA polymerase II-specific; transcription cis-regulatory region binding; zinc ion binding
Source: RefSeq, a predicted model, not a curated record
AUGAACAUAUCGUCGCCUACGGAAAAUUUCAGAAAAUUACAAGCAGCCCAAAAAUCACCAGAUGCAAACUACACCGACAAUGAACUGGAAAAUGGCACGAACCCGAGCAAGUCUGGGGCGGGUCCUUUGCGAAAGGCUGGAUCUGGCCCUGGAAGAAAGCCCAAGGCAUGCCUGGAAUGCAAAAAAUUGAAAAUGAAGUGCGAGAUAUUCCCUGGUGAUCGCAAAUGUCGACAUUGUCUGAGACGGAAGGUUGAUUGCAUCAUCAAACGUACUUUUAUGGCGCAACUCCAUUCUGAUGACCCGAAAGAUGACAGGCCUUUCGAUUUUGAUGGAAAGAUUGAUGCAAUGCGAGAGGAAAUAAAGCAAAUGAAACAGUCCUUGGAUGCCGUUUUAGGCAAGGCCGGAGGGCUUUCACACGUUCAGAACACAUCCCACGCUUCACCAAACAUCCCAAGCAGCAAGGUCGGUUCCAGGUCACCCGAAGAAAAGCAAGCAAGUUCGACUCCGGUUAAACAGUCGCCCUCACGGCUAACUUCUACGCGGAAAAGGGGGGAUCAGGACACUAACACGAGGCUGGAAAUGGCCAGGGAAGAUUCACCAAAUCCUGUCUCCGAAGAUGAUCAGCAAUACGGGCCUGAAACGUUGGAAGAGCCAAUGGGCAGCCUUUACCAGGUGACACGACUGAAGAAUAUCCGGAACAAUCAAGCCAACAAUGUACUUCCACAUUCGGCGGAACAGGACACUUUGGACGACUUCAUCUCUCGGGGGGUCAUCUCGGAAGAACAGGCAGAAGGGCUGUAUAAAAUUUUUCAGAAAACACUAAACCACUACCUUUGGGUUGGCAUCGAGGAAAUCCACUCAUCAUGGACUUCCGUACGGAGGUCUUCGGAGCUUCUGGCGGCUACGAUUCUCACCGUAACAGCACUUCACCUUCCGGAUUCAGCUGACACCUUUGAUGCCUGCUACAACGAGUUUCUUUCGCUAGUGUCAUCCUCCAUGUUUUCACGAUACCAUUCCGUCGACGACGUCCGGGGCUUAUGCAUCUCAGCUUUCUGGCUGUCGGAACAUUCGUGGAAGCUGACUGGCCACGCAAUUCGAAUCGCGACUGAGCUUGGCAUCCACCAAUCAUUUAUACUCGCUCUUGAAGGCGACAAAAGCCACUUUCUGAAGGCAAGGUUAUGGUACAUGCUGUACGUGUGCGACCGUCAUUUCAGCAUUGCAUACGGGCGCCCUCCGACAGUAAUAGAAAGCACGCAAAUCCGACAAUUCGAGCUGUUCCGCGCUAGUCCUUUCUCCAGCGUUCUUGACACUCGAAUACUCAGCCAGGUCAGCCUAAUGCAGAUCCUCACUCAAGUCUACGAACGAUUCUCCGAACGACCCCUGCCGUCAAUCCACCAAGUCCGCACUGCUGGAUACGGUGGCAAUUAUACUACAGCACUCCGAAAAGAAAAUUACGAAGGGUGCUCUGACACCAGGUCGUCUGCCGUGAGCCUCUCCGAGUCUGAUUUCGACACUCUUCGUCGCUUCAACGUCGAAGUUGACCACUGGCGCAUGCGAUGGUACGAAAGACAACCACCGAGUCCAUUCAUCGGACAGUUCACGAACAAAGGCGUCAUCCUAUACUCCUACUUUGCGAAGCUUCAAAUCAACGCCCUUUCGAUCCGCGGUGUAUCCAUCAACUCGAACAAGAUGUCGACCGAACGCAAGGAGUUCGCCAACAUGGCCAUCUCGGCGGCUUCGAGCAUCCUCACUUUGGUACAAGAGGAGGGGGAUUUGCGAAGAGCACUGGUCGGGACGCCCUUGUACGUGCACACCAUGAUUGCGUUCGCCAGCGUGUUUCUCAUGAAGGUUGCGACGAAAUGGGACCGCAUCAUGGGGUUGAACAUCGAGUACGCGAACGUGUCGCACCUUUUGGAGAAAAUGGUCACGGUGUUGAAAGAGGCAGUCACGUCUGAUCGCCACAUGCUGAAGCACAUCGGGCAAGGGUUGGAAAAGAUGCUGAUGCGUAUGUGGACAACGCGGAAACAGGAGGCGGAAAGACAGGUCGUCAACGCGAAUGCGGGCUAUGGCAGCGGGACUGAGCCAGUCUCUUACGGCUGGCAGUUUCUGUCAACUGGUCAAGUCGGCGAAGAGGCACAAUCAAAAGUCCUGGAAGCCGCAGAACCCGGUUUGGCUGAGACACAAGUUCUGAACCAGAGCUGGGAUCCUAAUGCUUUUUCUCAGCAGGAAAGCACAGAGACAGAGCUAGGUGGAGGUCUCUUUGGGGAUGACCUGACUGGUAUGAACGAGGCGUUUAUGUAUCAGGCGUUUGGAACCGGAUCAGCAGGUGAUGUGUAUAACAUGUUGUCAAGUCAGUUUCUCUACUAG